AUUGCGCCUGUGCCAAAGUCGAGACUCUCACACUGCGCCUGCGCCCGGGGCGGAGUGCCGACGACGCGCCUGCGCGGAAACGGCAGCGUCUUAAGGCGCGUGCGCGGACGGGCCAGUACGGAAGUCAGAGGAGGGUCGGGCACGGACCAGACUUGACGUGAGGCGCUGGACCUCGGCGGCGGUCAGGAGACAACUGGCUUCCUGAAGCCGUCCCUACCCCGAGCCCAGCGUUCCUAAGUCUGUGUCCGCGGGGCAGAGCCGAGCCGCCUUCGGUUAGGCGUUCGAGGCGAGCCCGCGCGCCCUGACAGCGGGGACCGGGAGGUCUCGCGAGAUCCGUACGCCUCACGAGCCGGACCGGCGUCUUGGGAGCGGCUGAGGUGAGAGUAUCGGGAUGGACGAGGAUCUGGUGGUCGCGCUGCGGCUGCAGGAGGAGUGGGACGUGCAGGCGGCGCGGCGCGCGGCGGCGCGGGAGCCCCUAUCGUUGGUGGACGCGUCCUGGGAGCUGGUGGACCCCACCCCGGACCUGCAGGCGCUCUUCCUGCAGUUUAACGAUCGCUUCUUCUGGGGUCAGCUGGAGGCCGUGGAGGUGAAGUGGAGUGUGCGCAUGACACUGUGUGCUGGCAUCUGCACCUAUGAAGGGAGAGGAGGCAUGUGCUCCAUCCGUCUCAGUGAACCCUUGUUAAAACUCAGACCAAGAAAGGACCUUGUAGAGACUCUCUUGCACGAAAUGAUCCAUGCUUACUUAUUUGUCACCAAUAAUGACAAAGACCGAGAAGGACACGGCCCAGAGUUCUGUAAACACAUGCAUCGAAUCAACCAGCUGACAGGAGCCAACAUAACGGUCUACCACACUUUCCACGAUGAGGUGGAUGAGUAUCGCCGGCACUGGUGGCGCUGCAAUGGACCCUGCCAGCACAAACAGCCCUACUAUGGCUAUGUGAAGCGCGCCACCAACAGAGCUCCCUCUGCUCAUGACUACUGGUGGGCUGAGCACCAGAAAACGUGUGGCGGCACUUACAUAAAAAUCAAGGAGCCAGAGAACUAUGCAAAGAAAGGCAGAGGAAAGACAAAAGCAGGCAAGCAGCCCACGGCAGUGGAGAAUAAAGAUAAACUGUGCAGAGGAGAGACCCAGCCGCUCAUCCCAUUCAGUGGCAAAGGGUAUGUUCUUGGAGACACAAGCACUUGCCCUUCAGCUGGGAAGCUGAACACCUCACACAUGGUUAAUGAAACCAAAGGUCUCUCAGGUCAAGACCAUUCAGUGAGUGGCCUGAAGCUCGAUUCCAACGUUGAAGUGAAAUGUGAACAGAACGGUCUUCCAAAUAAGAAGCCUCAUCUUGUCACCCCUCUUCCCACUGCUAGUCACCAAAGUGUCCUGAGCAGCUACUUCCCCAGGGUCUCUGUUGCCAACCAAAAGGCUUUCAGAAAUGUAAAUGGAUCCCCAGUAAAGAGUGGAACCACUAUCGAUGGCACCAAGCACUCUGCCUCAGCAGGCUCUCAGAGAAAGGUUCCACCUUCUAGGGCAUCCCUGAGAAAUUCCUCCAAAGUCGCGGCAGCAGCAUCAGCAACCGUGACAUCUGCAGCUGGGACUUCCGCAACCAUAUCCCGAGAGGAGAGUGGGUCUGAAGACCAAUUCCUGAACAAGCGACCCAGGUUGGAGGACAGGACUGCUUUGAAUAAUAUCAAGGAGCAAACACAGAGUGGUGGUGACCUUGAGGAUAGCUCACGGCCCACAGCCAUCAGCACGCCUCGGAGCUCAGGAGGUCAGCGGCGGCUGGUCAACUGUCCAGUGUGUCAGGGCGUAGUUUUGGAGUCGCAGAUUAAUGAGCACUUGGACCGCUGCCUGGAAGGCAACAAAACCAACCUCCGACCUCGAAGAGUGUGAGGUGGAGUGGGUCCCACACCGCCUGAUGGCUCAUGGUGCUGUCACCCAGCAGUUGAAGGACCUGUGGGUCACAGUGUGACUUACUGCACCAGCAGUGUCAUGUCUUACAUACACACAACAAAUAGUUGUGCUUUAAGUCUGCAUUUCCAUCCAGAGGUGUCCCUGUGACCCCAGAUGCUCAGGGAGAUGAGGCAGGAGCGUCACUGCAGCCCACGGCCUUG
Molecule: messenger RNA, 2103 nt
Organism: Rattus rattus (black rat)
Lineage: Eukaryota; Metazoa; Chordata; Mammalia; Rodentia; Muridae
Gene: Sprtn
Product: SprT-like N-terminal domain
Exons: 5
Coding region: 392-1882 (496 amino acids)
Biological process (GO): DNA repair
Cellular component (GO): nucleus
Molecular function (GO): metalloendopeptidase activity; polyubiquitin modification-dependent protein binding; single-stranded DNA binding
Source: RefSeq, a predicted model, not a curated record